AGAGAUGAAGCACAAUUUCCAGGAAAUAUCACGAUGUUACUUGCCUGACUGGUUCCUUAACCGUGAUUAUCUCGUUUCUUUGCCCCUUCUCUGCAACUUUCAGGGUUCAGUAUGGCAGACGAAGAUCUCAAACUCUCCUUACCUACUCCCACAUCUCCGCCGAGUCUGAGCUCCUCCGCCCAUUUCUACCCCUUCGCAACGUCACCGGAUAUUAUCCGCUCCCAUGAAAAGGACGUUUUCCUAACUUCCAGUCUGGUCAACCAGGCACAAGCGAUUAUCCGUUCUCUCCGUGGCGCACGAUUUGCUCAUAUCCAUUCGGACGCCAUCAAACACCUGACCGAAAUUCUGUACUUCUCACUGACGACGUUGAUUGGCAAUCGGACUCUGGGUGAGGAGUAUUGCGACCUCGUGCAACUGGAAGAUGAUACACUUCAGCUCCCCGCGAUUCACCGAAGAGCGGGUUACAUUCUGAGUAGCAUCCUAGUACCGUGGGCGCUUCAGCGGAUUCUCCCCGGGUUUCGCCAGCGACUACGCGCGAAAUUGGAGCGUAGCAUCGCCCGGCAACAACUGAAAGCGCAGCAGAAAGCAGAAAUAUUAAGAUUUACCAAGAAAAAUGCUUCAAAGAGGCAGUCUUUCUUCACCGCACUUCGAGUCCAGACGUACAUUCUCGAGCAUCUCGACUCAAUCACCUCGCUUUCACCUAUUUACGCCCUAAGUAUAGCAACCUUUUAUUUCACUGGCUCCUAUUACCAUUUGUCGAAACGCUUCUGGGGACUGCGCUACGUGUUCACGAAGAAACUCGAGGAAAAUGAACGGAGAGUAGGGUAUGAGGUCUUGGGGGUUUUGCUUGCCCUUCAGAUCGCGGUACAAGGCAUUCUGCAUAUCCGAAAACUCGGUCUUAGUAUGCAACAAGAGGGAGAGGGUAUUGAGACCGAAGUGGCUGGUUCCAAGACACAAGACGACUCCUUGAUCCGCUCCAUUCAGAACCCUUACAACCUUCCGCUUCUUCCUGCUUCUGCAGCUCGAUAUGAUCUUUCAGAAGAUUCGAAUGUCAUUCCGUGGAUUCCUUCCGGGCAACAGAGCAAGUGCACGCUUUGUCUGGAAUUGUACAAAGACCCCAGUGUCACAACAUGUGGACAUGUCUUCUGUUGGACGUGUAUUCGCGAUUGGGUACGCGAGAAGCCGGAGUGUCCGCUCUGUCGACAAGAGGUAAUACCAUCUAAGGUCCUGCCGCUGAGGGGGUGAAUUAACUGUACAUUCAUUAUAAACAUAUCAAUGUUCGGUGCAGGGUGUCAAUUCGCCCGCGUCUCAUCAAGCCUCGAUAUUAUGGCUUCUUGGCAAGGUGACGGGUUGACCGGCUUGUGACAUAUACCCACUGCUAGUUUUUUGCAUGAUAAUCUCAACAUUUCGAUUCAAAACGAAAUCAAUGACACUUGC
Messenger RNA from Aspergillus novofumigatus IBT 16806, 1437 nucleotides. It is a transcript of the gene pex10, whose product is annotated as ubiquitin-protein ligase peroxin 10. Lineage: Eukaryota; Fungi; Ascomycota; Eurotiomycetes; Eurotiales; Aspergillaceae. The record is from RefSeq and is a predicted model, not a curated record. The transcript has a single exon. The coding region runs from base 112 to 1245 and encodes 377 amino acids. Gene Ontology annotation, molecular function: zinc ion binding. Gene Ontology annotation, biological process: protein import into peroxisome matrix. Gene Ontology annotation, cellular component: peroxisomal membrane.